GACAAUUCAUAUAUGUUUUUCAUUGGCACAAACCAGCUUUAUAUCUGGCUUUUCCAGGCUACCUUCAGAUGAAUGCAUGUUUUGGGCCCCAUGGGAUACUUUUUCUACCUCAGAAGCCCUACCUGACAGAUGGAACCCUGAGGGAGCAGGUCAUCUAUCCUUUGAAGAAGAUAUACCCUGUGACAGGUUCUGCUGAUGAUGAAAGAAUACUUCGCUUUCUAGAGCUGGCUGGAGUGCCUGGCCUUUUGAAAAGGACAGGAGGGCUGGAUGAGAAUGUGGACUGGAACUGGUAUGAUGUUUUAUCGCCGGGAGAGAUGCAGAGGCUGUCCUUUGCUCGACUGUUCUAUCUGCAGCCCAAAUACGCAGGUUUGAUUAUACUUUCUUUGAAUUUUGUGUAACUAUUAAUCAUUUUGUAUCAACAUAAACAAUCCGUUUUGCAAGGGCUGGCAGACUCCGACGUCAUACAUCUAUUGCUCAACAUAUUUAUACUGUACAGUCAUAAAAAUGAAGCAUGCAAUAGAAUGAAAUCUUUGAAAACCUGCAGCAUGAAGUCCAUAAUAGUAAGAAUAGUAAGAAAGUAAAGUUGAGUAGUUUUACAAUGUGACCAGUUUCCACUGACCUGACAGGGGAGCAGUUCAGUCUGGUAUCUUUGGCGUUAUGGAUGCUGACUAUCAUUGUCAAACAUCGCCAACAUGUAGUUGCACUUCCAGCAUAGGUGGGAAUUUUCCAUUGACUUGCUGUGGCUCAUCCAUCCUCCUUUACUUUUUCUGGGGGGGAAGAUAUCAACAGCGCGUUCGUUCUUGUCUGUAGAGGAGACUGGGGUGAAGAAGAGCCCGAGGAGAGCUCUCAAUCCCCAGCCAGGGUUAUUCAGGGGCAGCA
Molecule: messenger RNA, 879 nt
Organism: Lepisosteus oculatus (spotted gar)
Lineage: Eukaryota; Metazoa; Chordata; Actinopteri; Semionotiformes; Lepisosteidae
Source: RefSeq, a predicted model, not a curated record